AUGACCACUGAAAAAAAUACACACCAGUUCCCACCGCCUACAACCGACACCUACAAGAAGUCACAGCCGCACGAGCAAGCCCAAUUGAGCGCGACAACGGCGACUGCACAUUGCAGGUCGAUAACCGGGAUUGGAUCUAUGAACGCUCCAGAUAGCAAUCGAGUAGAUGAUCCAACCAAGAUGAAAGAUUUCGAUCUUAGCAGUCACCUCGUUCUCACAUACGGUAUCCAUUUGAGCCGUUGGUGGUAA
Penicillium samsonianum is the source of this 249-nucleotide messenger RNA. RefSeq lists its product as uncharacterized. NCBI's taxonomy places the organism in Eukaryota, Fungi, Ascomycota, Eurotiomycetes, Eurotiales, Aspergillaceae. The transcript has a single exon. The record is from RefSeq and is a predicted model, not a curated record. The coding region runs from base 1 to 249 and encodes 82 amino acids.